AUGAUCUGCGUGGAGUGCACCAACCCGGAGAUCACGUGUCUCCACUCCGAGUACAAGAGUAAGUACGUCCAGUUGACCGUGUGCCCCAGGUGCGGCAACUUUGCCGACCGGUACAUUGAGUUCGACAAUGUGAUUCUCUUUCUCGACCUCGUGCUUUUGCGGCCGCAAGCCUACCGUCACGUGGCUUUCAAUGUCGUGGAGCAAACGCUCUUUGCUGGUGCGCAGCCCCCCGGCGUUUUCCGCAGAUACCGCAAGCUAGCCCGGUUCUUCUUGCUUUCGGUCUUGUUCGAAGUAUACUUGAAGUGGGCGUACGAGGAAAAGAGCACGCCGCACACGCUCCUCAAGGCACGGGUCCUUGCGUGGCUGCCAGUGUGGCAGUACUCGUUUUUCGUCUGCCAGCAGAUGGCGGAAAAAACCGUCUUUUUCUCGCUUGUCUUGGUUCUCUUCAUGUGGGCCUCGGGUUCGGCGGAGGUGGUCAACUCCAACCUCCAACCCCCGUUCCGCCGCGCGUACUACCUGUGUGUUUUGAUCCUGACCCUUCUCAUGUCGUUGGCGGUCAAGUGUUUACCCAUACUCAUGCUCAUAUGGCCCUACGACAACGCAACCGUCGCGUCAAUGGCAGUGGAUGUGUUGAGUGUCUUCAACACUAUCGAAGCCCUACAUAUAAAUACGCGCUGCUCGUACGCAACAACCAUCUGUAUCAUUGCCGUUUCUAUGCUUGUCCUGAUGGUCGCCAAGCAGCUAGCGACCAGCCACUUCGUGGCGUUCUUGUCGCCGGACUACACCUGGCUUCAGCUCUUCAAGCAUGAGUGUCUGUCCUUUCAAAAGGAGGUUUGCGCGAUGGCUGCGGCCUUCUCUCCUGUGGCGUGGGGGACUUUUUAG
Molecule: messenger RNA, 882 nt
Organism: Metschnikowia bicuspidata var. bicuspidata NRRL YB-4993
Lineage: Eukaryota; Fungi; Ascomycota; Pichiomycetes; Serinales; Metschnikowiaceae
Gene: ARV1
Product: sterol homeostasis protein
Exons: 1
Coding region: 1-882 (293 amino acids)
Biological process (GO): regulation of plasma membrane sterol distribution; intracellular sterol transport; sphingolipid metabolic process
Cellular component (GO): Golgi apparatus; cortical endoplasmic reticulum
Source: RefSeq, a predicted model, not a curated record